UAUUUCUUAAUCUGUGAUUGACAAUUGUGGUUUUGGUACAGGGUUUGCGGUGUGUUUGUAUAAAAACAACAUAAAAUAUUGAAAAAUGCCAGAGUUAGAAAUAAAAAGAAAAGCGGACGAAUAUUCUGUUGUGCCAGCAAAAAAGACACGCCAUGAAAUAUCUGUUGCUGGUACUAGAGAAAAAGCUGUGGUUACUGCGACGGUUCCACGAACAUCUAAUCUGUACGCGCCGAUUAUGUUGCUAGAAGGCCAUCAGGGUGAGAUAUUCACUGCUAAAUUUCAUCCUGAGGGCAAGCAUCUUGCCUCUGCAGGGUUUGACAGACAAAUAUUUCUAUGGAAUGUUUAUGGCCAGUGUGAGAAUGUGAUGGUAAUGAAAGGGCACACGGGCGCCAUCAUGGAGCUGUGCUUCUCUCCAGAUGGCUCCCACAUGUACACAUGUGCAACAGAUAACACUGUAGCUGUAUGGGAUGUACCCACUGGCACAAGGAUUAAAAAGCUUAAGGGACACGCAAACUUUGUUAAUUCAGUUUCAGGAGCAAGAAGAGGGCCUGAACUUCUAGUGUCAGCUUCAGAUGACAAUACAAUAAAAUUGUGGGAUGCGAGAAAGCGAAACCCCAUUGCGUCACUAGAUAGUUCCUACCCAGUUACGUCUGUCUUAUUCAAUGAUACAGCGGAGAAGAUUAUUUCUGGAGGCCUUGAUAAUGUUAUAAAAGUGUGGGAUAUUAGAACUAAGACAGUUUCUUAUAAGAUUAAAGGACACACAGAUACAGUUACAGGUAUGGCACUCUCAUAUGAUGGUUCGUACCUGCUCUCAAAUUCAAUGGACAAUACACUAAGGAUAUGGGACGUGAGACCAUUCGCACCUUCAGAGAGAUGUGUGAAACUCAUGUCGGGACAUCAGCAUAACUUCGAGAAAAACCUGCUGAGGUGCGCCUGGUCUCCCGAUGGAUCUAAGGUGGCAGCUGGUUCAGCAGAUAGAUUCCUAUACAUUUGGGACACGACAUCGCGGCGGGUUUUGUACAAACUCCCGGGACAUAAUGGUGCGGUCAACGAUGUUAAUUUCCAUAGAAAUGAGCCAAUCGUCCUAUCCGCAUCUAGUGAUAAACAAAUUUAUUUGGGAGAAAUUGAUAAUUAGAAUAAAUUUUUAUUUUUUAAUUGCA
Zerene cesonia (dogface butterfly) is the source of this 1160-nucleotide messenger RNA. RefSeq names its product U5 small nuclear ribonucleoprotein 40 kDa protein. The record is from RefSeq and is a predicted model, not a curated record. Gene Ontology annotation, cellular component: catalytic step 2 spliceosome. Bases 86 to 1135 code for a protein of 349 amino acids. Gene Ontology annotation, molecular function: protein binding; RNA binding. Lineage: Eukaryota; Metazoa; Arthropoda; Insecta; Lepidoptera; Pieridae. The transcript is spliced from 6 exons.